AUGUCUUCUUUGAACGUCGAAGUUAAGUCUGAUAGUCUUUCGGACGGUUCAAAACCGGAUAACGGUGACCAAGUUGUCACAGUUUUUGAUUUGGCAUCUGAAAUUGAACAAUCUAUAAAUUCUAUUGUGAAACAGGUGGAAAAGAAUGAUAAAGAGUUUGAAGCGCGUUACGAUACUAUUUUGAAGACAAUUGAGAGUCUCGAGGAGCAGUGA
This is a messenger RNA of Lachancea mirantina, 213 nucleotides long. The record is from the annotation of a GenBank genome assembly. NCBI's taxonomy places the organism in Eukaryota, Fungi, Ascomycota, Saccharomycetes, Saccharomycetales, Saccharomycetaceae.